Messenger RNA from Uncinocarpus reesii 1704, 1077 nucleotides. RefSeq lists its product as uncharacterized. Bases 1 to 1077 code for a protein of 358 amino acids. The record is from RefSeq and is a predicted model, not a curated record. The transcript has 3 exons. NCBI's taxonomy places the organism in Eukaryota, Fungi, Ascomycota, Eurotiomycetes, Onygenales, Onygenaceae.
AUGCGUACAUUGCUAUGGGGACCUGAAGUAGAACGGGAGAGGGCGGCUGAAGCGAUUGAGCAACUCAACCAAAGAGCGAGAGAGAUAAACACUAAGUAUCGCCGGCAGUCAGCCAUGGGUCUGAUCGACUACGAGGAUUGGACUCAAGCCGGUGGUCAACUUGACCUUGCUAUUCGCGACCAUCAUCUAUAUCGUUCCGACGCGAGGUUCUAUGACGUGGAAGAUUUCAUCUGGGAACGGAUAGCAAACAAACAAUAUCCAGAAUCAUGGUCGGUCAAUUGGGAUGACUACCAAGCGCAGAUUGAGCAUCGAGAGAUGCGCUAUACACAGAAUACCCUCCUUUCUAAUUCUCCCCUAGAAAGAUCCCACGCUCCUGGUCGAGGAGCCAGCGGUGCGAACCGACGGCGUGGCCCAAGACUACGUACGCUUGGACACCGCGCUUUAUUACCACAAACUCCGAACAGACGAGAGCGCAAGGGGCUGCUUAAGCGCCCAUACUCCCAAACCCGUCUUGGCAUAAUUGUGCCCCCCGACGAAGUUCGGUUGAAUCCUGGAUUGGAUGAUCGGUACAGAUGGAGGAUAGAAAAGUCAGCAAAACACAAAACGCGAUACGAAGGGUACCUUAGCAAGUCCUUGAGCACGCAUUCAACAUCAACAUACGGACGACUUUGCGAAGGCGUCGGAGAGAGCUUUUUUGCUGUACACGCAGAUGAUGAUCGCGAUCCGGUCAUCGACCCUUCCUCGCAGGCAUCUUUGUCGAGUCUCGAGACAACCAGGGAAGAGGCGCGAUAUUGGAGAGACAUCGCAGAAAACGCCAGUGCGGAAAUUCUCCAGCUAAGGUCAGAAUUGGGAGACCUUAGGAAGAUGAACCGGGGGUUGUUCAAUUGCGCCAGAGCCUUCUUUACAAAGGCUCGCCUGUUUCAGGACCAUGCCCAGGUGUUGGAGGCCCACUUGCAUACGUAUAUGGGCGAAAUGUCUGUCCUCAUGGAAAACUUCAAAAAGGGAAUACAGUUUAGACCUCCAAUUCUCCUCCCCAGUCCCCCAAAGCAAAAGCCAGUAUGCACCGUGGCACAAUAG